Messenger RNA from Harpegnathos saltator (Jerdon's jumping ant), 985 nucleotides. Its product is annotated as zinc finger protein 708. Bases 1 to 810 code for a protein of 269 amino acids. Gene Ontology annotation, molecular function: DNA-binding transcription factor activity, RNA polymerase II-specific; RNA polymerase II transcription regulatory region sequence-specific DNA binding. Gene Ontology annotation, cellular component: nucleus. The transcript has a single exon. NCBI's taxonomy places the organism in Eukaryota, Metazoa, Arthropoda, Insecta, Hymenoptera, Formicidae. Gene Ontology annotation, biological process: regulation of transcription by RNA polymerase II. The record is from RefSeq and is a predicted model, not a curated record.
AUGCACAUGGACAAUAACUAUGCGUGUACUGAGACUGGCUGUAAGAGAAAGUUCAGAACGCUACGAGCUCGGGAUAAACAUAUACGAGAUGUUCAUCAUAAGAACCAGAAGGAAAGCGGUAGUCCGAAACUGGGACCGUCCUGGAAGAGUGACACUCCCAAGAGCAGCAAACAUUCCAAAAAGAGCAGCAAAAAGAACGUAAGAGCGCCUUAUUCAUGCAAUAUCUGCAAAAAAGGUUUUAAUAAGAAAGAAGAGUUGAAACAUCAUCUCAGUGCCGAUCAUGGACAAGAUAUGCUCUGCUGCGAAACAUGCGGUUUCACAUGUAAAGAUCAAAACUCAUUGAACGAACACACAAUACAAAAGCAUAUGCAUGAGCACAAAUAUAUGUGUGAUGAGGAAGGCUGCGGCAAGAAAUUCAAACUCAAGAAGGAUCUGACGAAACACAAAAGGCAGAAUCACUCGAAUAAGCCGUACACGUGCAAAAAAUGUAGUCAUGUUAGUUCUAGUUUCUCAGAGUACCGUGCACACAAUUCCAUGCACUUAAAAAGAAAAGUAGCCUGUCAAAUCUGUGGGAAGAAGAUAUUCAAUAACCAAUUAUCUGUACAUUUAAAGACACAUAGUGAGAAGACAUUUGCUUGUUCUACCUGCGGUAAGAAGUUUCAUAGGGGAACACACUUGCAACGGCACAUGUUAACUCAUUCGCAUCAAAGACCCUAUGCCUGCAACAUUUGCAGCGCGGCGUUUGUGGAGCGACAGGCUUUAGACACUCACAGGAGGGACGAACAUCCCGAUGCAUCUCCAAUCGAAUAGAACGAAUCGAUAUCAUACAUAUAUUGUUGCAAAAUUUCUAGAAAAAUCAAGAACAUUCAGGUUGCCAAUCAGGAGUAGAGAAGAUAUAAUAUGUACGCGACGAAACAGUUUGUAUUUAAGUUUACAUACGCACACACAACACAUACGCGCUUCAACACACACAUACUUAAACACA